AUGCCAGAGAAACCUAUGGUUCUGGUUGUGAAUUGCCGUAGCAUCAUGAAUAAAGUUGAUGAGCUUGCAUCUUUAAUAAUGACUUUGAAUCCACAAAUUGUUAUGGGGACCGAAUCUUGGUUGGACGAUACGGUCUCUGACACUGAGGAUUUUCCGCCGGGAUUUACGGUAUAUCGUAAAGACAGACAUCGACACGGAGGAGGAGUCUUUUUGCUGGUUUCAUCCUGGUGGAGUAGCUGUGCAGUUAAAUUUGAGAAUGACUCUGAGUCGGUGUGGUGUCGCGUUCGUUUUCCCGAAGGGAACACUGUGGUGUUUGGAACUAUCUACCGUCCGCCAGACGGAAAUGAAACAAGCAUUUCUUUACUUUCAGAUAUGUUAUCAGUGAUACCAGACACCGUCUUUCUGGGAGGCGAUUUUAAUUUGCCAGACUUUUCGUGGUUAACUGGGACGACGGCAAGAAGCAAAUCGCGUGUUUAUCCUAUGUUCACAGAAUUGAUAGAUACAUUUGGUCUGAUUCAGUAUGUCAUGGAGCUGACUCGACUGACGGCAGUUUUAGAUCUCGUCCUAUGCAAUGACCCAAAUAUUGUUUCUAGCGCCCAGGUAUAUCCUAAGUGA
Ixodes scapularis (black-legged tick) is the source of this 615-nucleotide messenger RNA. RefSeq lists its product as uncharacterized. NCBI's taxonomy places the organism in Eukaryota, Metazoa, Arthropoda, Arachnida, Ixodida, Ixodidae. The coding region runs from base 1 to 615 and encodes 204 amino acids. The record is from RefSeq and is a predicted model, not a curated record. The transcript has a single exon. Gene Ontology annotation, molecular function: catalytic activity.